AUGGGUGGUAGUGCUAUUGGUUUCGGCACAGAUAUUGGUGGCAGUAUUCGCAUACCAGCUAUGUGCAAUAGACUUUACGGAUUCAAGCCUUCCGCUGGCAGGGUUCCCUUUGGUGGACAAAGAAUAACAGGGCUGGACGGCAUGUCCAGAGCAGGUGUUCAGGCUGUCGCUGGUCCUCUCGCAAGACGUAUGGAGGACAUUGAGGUAGUAACGAAAGAGCUAGCGCCCAAAGCGAGUCUCUACGGAGAAGACUGCUUGCCUUGGAAUGCUGCGCAGAAGUGGGUGGGAGCAUCAUUAGCAUCAGACCCUAAUGCUGCAAGACAUAAACACCCAGGAAGUGGUCCGAAUGGUGAGUUUGUGAUCGGCAUCCUGAGAAGUGAUGGAAAUUGUCAACUACUGCCACCCAUACGUAACUUAAUGGAUGAGCUAUCCACAUUACUCAAGGCCAACGGAAAGAAUCUGAACAUCAAAGUCGUGGACCUCCCAACACCAAAAGCAUGGACACGAUCUCAGAGCGUAAUGAGCAAACUCAUGGGUAUCGAUGGUGGUGCUGAAAUGAGCAAAAUGCUACUCGCAACAGACGAGCCCCUAGUACCAUGGAUGUCAACCCGCUUCAAACACGGCGGCAAAUCUCAACCUCUAGAAAGAGUGGCGGAAAUCCAGGCUCAACGCUCACAGCUCGAACGGGAAAUGAUCCGAGAUGUCUGGAAAGUAACGACAGAUGACAAGGGCCAUAAGAGACGGACGGUAGACGCUAUACUUUGUCCUCUCGCCUCACAUCCUGUACCUGAAAUCGAGCGGUAUAAUGCUGUAGGCUACACCAGUUCAUGGGUCUUGUUCGAUUAUCCCGCUGGUUCUGUACCAGUGCGCCCGGUCAAAGAGGAAGAUCUUGAGCUUGGGAAGCCGUUGGACGAGAAACUCAAGAUGCUGGGGAGCUGGGAUGAGAAGAGCAGGGAGUUGUGGGAUGAAAGUAUGACGGACAGACGAGUUUAUCUUGGGAGUGUUUUGAGUGUGCAGUGUGUUACUGCUAGGCUGGAGGAUGAGAAAUUGGCUUAUGUGAUGAGUUUGGUUGAUCGUGUUGUAAGAGAUGGAAUACAGCAGGGCAGGGAGGCGAAACUGUAA
Molecule: messenger RNA, 1122 nt
Organism: Lithohypha guttulata
Lineage: Eukaryota; Fungi; Ascomycota; Eurotiomycetes; Chaetothyriales; Trichomeriaceae
Exons: 2
Coding region: 1-1122 (373 amino acids)
Source: RefSeq, a predicted model, not a curated record